Molecule: messenger RNA, 987 nt
Organism: Scomber scombrus (Atlantic mackerel)
Lineage: Eukaryota; Metazoa; Chordata; Actinopteri; Scombriformes; Scombridae
Product: syntaxin-1B-like
Exons: 9
Coding region: 1-987 (328 amino acids)
Biological process (GO): vesicle fusion; exocytic insertion of neurotransmitter receptor to postsynaptic membrane; intracellular protein transport
Cellular component (GO): plasma membrane; endomembrane system; SNARE complex
Molecular function (GO): SNAP receptor activity; SNARE binding
Source: RefSeq, a predicted model, not a curated record
AUGCCGCAGCAGAGGGACACUCCCCCUAAAAAAUCCUGCGCGUUUUGCUCAGGCUUUACGGUAACGGGAAAAACCCCGAGCCCGCCGCGUCACGUGUGGGCGGAGCCAGCAGCGUGCUCGCUCCUCUGCGUCCUUUGUUGUGACGAGCUGCAGGAAGCCAAGCAGCACCUGGCCGGACCACACGCCCCCCUCCCCGCGGCCUCGGCUGGGCUGCGGGCCGCCUGUGUUGAAGAGAUCAGAGGCUGUAUAGAAAAGCUGUCGGAGGAUGUGGAGCAGGUCAAGAAGCAGCACAGCGCCAUCCUGGCCGCACCCAACCCUGACGAAAAGACCAAGCAGGAGCUGGAAGACCUCACAGCUGACAUCAAGAAGACAGCCAAUAAAGUUCGCUCAAAAUUAAAAGCAAUCGAGCAGAGCAUCGAGCAGGAGGAGGGUCUCAACAGAUCAUCAGCGGACCUCAGGAUCCGCAAGACACAGCACUCGACGCUGUCACGUAAGUUUGUGGAGGUGAUGACUGAGUACAACACCACGCAGUCCAAGUACCGCGACCGCUGCAAGGACCGCAUCCAGAGACAGCUGGAGAUCACUGGAAGAACCACCACCAACGAGGAGCUGGAGGACAUGUUGGAGAGUGGCAAACUGGCCAUCUUCACCGAUGAUAUCAAAAUGGACUCUCAGAUGACCAAGCAGGCCCUGAACGAGAUCGAGACCCGACACACCGAGAUCAUAAAGCUGGAAAACAGCAUCCGAGAGCUGCAUGACAUGUUCGUCGACAUGGCCAUGCUGGUGGAGAGCCAGGGAGAGAUGAUUGACAGAAUUGAAUACAACGUGGAACACUCUGUCGACUACGUGGAGCGAGCCGUUUCUGACACCAAGAAGGCCGUCAAAUACCAGAGCCAGGCUCGCAAGAAGAAGAUCAUGAUCAUCAUCUGCUGCGUCAUCCUGGGCGUGGUCCUGGCGUCGACUAUCGGCGGCACGCUGGGCUUCUAA